Molecule: messenger RNA, 6083 nt
Organism: Biomphalaria glabrata
Lineage: Eukaryota; Metazoa; Mollusca; Gastropoda; Planorbidae
Product: signal transducer and activator of transcription 5B-like
Exons: 23
Coding region: 246-3077 (943 amino acids)
Biological process (GO): regulation of cell population proliferation; regulation of transcription by RNA polymerase II; defense response
Molecular function (GO): DNA-binding transcription factor activity, RNA polymerase II-specific; RNA polymerase II cis-regulatory region sequence-specific DNA binding
Source: RefSeq, a predicted model, not a curated record
UGUUCUUUUUUGAGGAUUUAUGGAUCUCUGGAAAACCCGUCGAGGAGACUUAGGAUAAAGCUACGAUCUUGAUCAUUAGACUACUUAGAGUAGAUCUAGAAGUAUCAUUUGGGGUGCUUCCAGUACUAAGGCUAAUGUAUAGCCCCAUGGUGCAUUAGCCAAGCAAGACCUAGCUAUAUAUUUAUUUGGAUUCAGGAUUGAAAGGAGGACAUUCAUAUGUGUUUGAUAUAAGUACAGACAUUGUCAUGGAAACGGACACAAAAAUUAAAAAAGAAAAAGAACUGAUCAAGACGCUGACAUUGCUGAAUUAUGAAGGAACACAGACACUCUAUAAAAAGAUUCCAUUUUUUUUUCGGAGCAGGAUGUCACAUCUGAUAGAAGACAUUAACUGGGAAGACAUAAAAAAUGGCUGUGAAAGAAAUCACCCUAAUGCAUACAUAGAAGCUACCACUGCAUUCAAUACAAUUCGGGCAGAAAUUGUAAAGUACUUAGACAUUGGAAAACUGUGUCAUAAAGAUGUUGGUACAGACAACUUGAUGUUGAUGAAGACUGAUCUUAAUUCUAUUCUAAACAACUAUGGUUCCGAUCCUGUUAGUUUUGUCAUUGCUAUGGCUGAAUGCAUACGAAAAGAAGAGGAGUUAAUUGCCAACUAUGAGUAUGAAGAUGAGACCUUAACUGAUUUGCUACAGAUAAGAACUAUUGAGCCAACAAUGAAUGUUAUUGUUGAUACUGAAAUGGAAGAGCAUGGAAGCAACACUCCUCAAAGGGAACAAGAAGCAGAGAUACUCUCAGAUGACACAGCUUCCAUUAGAGAUCUGAUAGAUAUUUUAAAGGAGUCCAUUGGAGAGGAAAGUAGAGCUAGUCAAGAAGAGACCCAGAUUCAAAUUUUGGGCUACUUUGAGUUACUGAUUUCGGCCAUGAAUGAUUAUCUGCCUCAACUGAAAACUAAAGUUGAUGAGUGGAGAAAGUCAGAGGCUCGAGCAAGUGUUGAAGUGGAGAAGUUCAGCAAAUUGUCCAAGGUUGAGAAAAGUUUCAAUGACUUUAGUGCACUACUUAGUGAUGUUCUGAAUUGGUUUGAACCAGGAAAGGCUCUGCACAGUUUUCGGCUUAAGAAAAUAUUAGAAACAGCUUCCAUUCAGCAAAGAUUAAAUACAAUUUUACGGGCUCUUUUUCAAUGCAACUGCAUUGUGUACAAACAGCCCAAAGAUUUGUUAAGCAUUGAAAAUGUUGGAACUGCUGCAGCUAGUAAAAAAAACAAGGAGGAUAAGACCAAAGUGAAACAGUACCGUACCAAGAAGAAAAACAAUUUUGAAACUGGAGUCAAAUUCCUUGGUGGAAAAUAUUUUGAACUACAAGUAGACAAAAGCAAAGCCCUACUGUACUUGGUGGCUGAAAAGGAUCUGGCAGAAGGUGUUGAUGGCAAUAGAGAUGCUCUUGGAUACAAUGUGGACCUCAUUACUGAUCAAGAUGAUCCAGGUGUCUUGUUUAAAGAAGUGUCCAUCACUUGUUUCUCCAGGGUCGAGACAAACAUGGUCUACAAACAGUUCUUCAGACUUAAAUACACUCUGCCAUUCACUGUCAAUGGAUUUUCUUUUGAUGUGACGACAUUAUCUCUGCCAUUUCUUUUCAACACUGGAUCCAAUCAACUUUUGGAGCUCAUUGGGGGUAGGAUGUGGUAUUGUGCCAACUUUGAUUUAUACAAUGGAAAGUUUGUUUGUGAGGACAACCUUGAUGUGGAUAUUGUUCUCCAAAUGUUAAAUGACAGAGUUGCUAACUUGAAUCCACAAUGUCCCAGAAUUUUGCAGAAAGAUGAAUUGGAAUUCCUUAAAUCAAGAUUACCAAACUCUAACAGUGGCAGGAUCACAAUGCAUGGAUUUAUAAAGGGUAAGAUCAAGAAGACAAGAAAUGAAGGGGAAUUAGAUUUCUCAUUCCACACCUGGUUUUAUGCAGUUUUGAACAGUAUCAAGUCACCACACUUACUGAAGCCUUGGAGUGAUGGGAUCAUUUAUGGUUUUUGUAGUGAGACAAUGGCCAAACAGGUCCUGGCCACUCAGCCUAGUGGGACAUUUCUAAUCAGACCGAGCAUCUCCCAGAACAUAACUGCUAUGAGCUCUCGUGAUGCAUGCGCUGACAUGACUUUAGACAUUAAAUUAAAGAAAGAUAACCCUGAUCCAAUGGAAGAUCCAUGUAUUGUCCAGUCUGUACCAUUGUUUAUGACCAGUGUGACCAAAUACACAUUGUUUGGGGCCAUUGCCGGCAUCAAACAGGGCACCCAAUCAGUAGCUAUAAACUGCUGGACCAGAAAAGGUCGACUAAACAUUAGUCACUUGAGGAAGUAUAAACCAGCCAAACCUGAGGAUGAAUCAAAGACAAAAUUUGUGAUUGAUGACUACAAGCUUGUCAUGACAAAAACAGAACAGCUAAAAAUAGAACCAAGAAAAGAUCAUGAUUCUGAGUCAGCCAAAGUAGAAGAAGCCGAGGCCCCCCUACGUAAAAGACCUCAUCCUAACAGUGUAACUAACAGCGUUUCUGCUCCAUGUGUCCAGCUUUUUCAGCCUCCACAGAUUGCCACACAGUUAAACCCCAUCAACAUUAACAACCAGACCUUAUCUGGAAGUCAACCUUACACUUUGUUCCACAAUUCUACUGCUCCAGUUAACGGUCAGCCUGCUUUUUUUGAUGAUAAAACAAAUCAAAUGCAGCAACUGGCUGGAAAUUCUGUAAUUGAGGUGGACAUAAGCCAGAUCAAUAGACUAUUGCAAGAAGCAACAGAAUUUAACCCUACAGAUUUAGUUUAUUUUACACAGGAUACACAAAAUCAAGCCCUAAAUGAAGAUUUAUUUUUAUCAGGGACAGAACACUCCCAGAAUGAAACACUGAACUUCUUAAAUUCCGAGUCCAUGAUUCCCAAUAGUGGUCCUCCCCAAAGAAUCAUGAGAACUGAUUCCAACUUCUCCUACAGCAACUCCAACUUUUCUGAUAACUCUCCGCCAGGAUCUCAUGGCUCUUUCUACAGUCUUGCUGAUUCUGGCAUUGACAGAGAUCAUUCAGAUCAUUCUCCUUCUCCAUCCCAAUGAAACAGAGAUUGUCCAGAAUGUUUUAGAUCUAGCUGAGAUCUUGCUAAUAAUGUUAACUCAAGAGUUCUGAUAAAAAUGAUUUGUAUUUUUAUAUUAUAGAUUUUUGUUUCUUCUUGUAUCCCCAUUGGAAACAUCUUUCUAAAAUUAUUUUCAAAAGUGAAAAUCUAUUUGAACUAAAAAUUUAGGAAUCUGAUUGAAAUUAAAAAUCAAGGAAUAUGAAGUCUGAUGUUAGUAUAUUUUUUUAAAAUCAAAUAUUGUUAUACAAAAACUUUGGAAUGUAUUAAUUCUUGAAUUUGUUUGCCAUCUCACAGAUACAUUUAUUGACACAUUUUACAUUUAUAAAAUGAAUCAUAUUUCAUUUCCUUACUGUUCUGUAUUUACAUGUUUAUAGUUAUUAUUCAUAAGUUCAGGUUUGUAUUUCAAAGGCUUGGGUAUGACGAUAUAUUUCUACAUAUAAAUUGGUUAAGUAGUGAAUAGUGUAUAUUUAAUUCUGAAAUAUUUAAUACACUUUUUUCUGUCUAGAUAAUUCCAUAACUAUUUAUGGAACUCAAAUGUUUUGUCUUAUGAUAAAAAAUAAAUGACCUGUUUUGUUCCAUGUUUAAAAUGAAUAUGUUUUGAGACAUAUCAGGUCUGCCAUUGUACAUUAAUUGAACUUAACCCUGUAUUUCAAAAGCAUUCAUUGCAUUAGUAAGACCUGGAUAUUUUACUCUAGCUUUAUUUGAUGUGGGAGAUUGUAAAGACAUCUGAGCAAAGCUUAUCUAAUGACCUGCUGAAGGUACACAAAAGUAAAUGAAAGAAUCAUUAUGAAUUGAUUCUCCAUCUCCUAUCUUAUUGAUCUUGGAUUGGUUUAUUAAUUAGACUCAUCCCCCCCCCCCACUAGAAUAAACACUAGUGUUCAUUGUAUUCUAAAGUCUAUGCUGUAUAUGAUUUGACUUGCCUCUCAGUUUGUUCCCUUCAGUAACAUUUGAUUUGUGUGCCAUCAUUUUUUUCUUUAUGUUUUAUUUUUUAAUUAAAUUAUUUGUUCAAUGUAUGCUCUUUACAUAAUUAUAAAUAUUUUUUUUUUAUAGCAUCAUCAAAUGUGAUGAAAUAUGCAGCUCCCAACUUGGUCUACUUAUGAAAUUGCUAUAAUUCUUAAUUUUUCUAAUUUUUUGACUAGGCCUAAAGUUAAAUAACAUUCUUUUCUUUGGUGGGAAAGGUUGAGAUGAAGUUAUGCUCUUAGGUUUAUUUGAUUCAUUGUUGAUACAUUACAAUACUCUGAUGAAUUACAAGUUAUCUGUAUUCAGUGCUUUAUGUUUUUGCAUUUUAUGAUGUUACAUUGCAAAUUUUCAAAUGUUUUAGUAUAUUUUAUUCUUUUUGACUGUUGUAUAAUUAGAAAAAUCCAGAUUAUUGCCUUUGAAUGUUUGAAAUUGAUGUUAUGUGUUUUAAAUGUGAGAGUUGAGACAUGUUUAGACUAAUUUAAACCUCAAUGGUCUACAAAACUUGUUUGAUUUUGUUUAGAAUCAUGCAUUCAGUUCUUUUAGGAAAAUUGAGUGGCAUAUAAAAAAUUCUGUUCUGGUUUGUAGUCUUUUUUUUUUUUCAUUCAGCUUUGCAGACUCUCAAUAUGCUGCCAUUUAAUGUAAAGAUAUUGCCAUGGUUUUUAUUUGAAUUGUUCUAGCUAAAUAUUUCUAAAACUUAGCUAUUGUAAAAUCUUGACAAUAUGGACUGAUUUUUGAUAUAGUGCUUGAAUGUGUAUGCUCCCUUUAAUAUGUUGAUUAGAGUUGUUUCCAAGUAUGUUAUUGCUUUCCUUUAAUCCGGUGUCUUUUUUAUUAAACCAGUGAACUAAGUGUUUAUAUCAAGCAGAGAAAUGAUAUCCUAUAAUGCUAUCAUUAAAAUAUUGCUUUAGUUUUUGCUGAUACCUAAUAUAUUGCUUACAAAGGUGAAAUGGUGAAAACUACACUAGAAAAAAACAACUUCUUAUGCUUUACCUUUUGAGAUGUCUUUAUUUCCCAUUAAUAGCUAACUAUCUUUUAUAUUGUAGAUUUAGUCCAAUACUGUUAUAUUAGCUCAAAUGAUUGAUCCUACUUUUGAAAUGAGGCAGAAUAAACAAGACUUGCUAGUACUGAAUCCAGAUUUUGGUUUUUAGAAGUUUUUAAAAAACUGUAAUAGCUGUAGUAUUUACUGUUUUAACCCAAUAAUGCAUAUUGUGAUAGGACGUGGUAUCUAUGCAGUAGAAUGCGUUUGGGUGCUAUUAUUACUUUUUAAAACUUCUCUAUUAGAAGAGCUCAAAUCUCAUUCAGAACGAGCAUGGAGACCUUUUUUUUAACUGAAAAUCAGAUAUUUUAAGCUAUUUUAGUAAUUUGUAAUUUUUGAAAUGCAGUGGUGUCAAUGCUGCAGUGUACAAGGCCUACCCUAAUAAUUGCAUUUUUUUUAAACUUCUUUUUAUUUUAAAGAUAUUAAAAGUAUAUAUCAUUUAACACUAGACAUAUUUUUAAAAAUGUUUGUUAAUUUUUAAUUUUUUUUUCAAAUUCAGAGUUAUCUUUCUUUUGUAAGAUAAUAGAGUUUUUUUUAAACUGGAACUAGGCACUAUUGAGUUAAGCAAGCCUUAGGUUGAAAUGUUACUGUAAAGAUAAAAACUACUUUUUGUAGUAAAUUUACUGGGAUUCUUCUAGACAUUUGAAGCAUGUUAUUUUCCAUGCAAUUUGAAGGGAUAAAAUAAAGAUAUUGAAUCUGUUGGCUAAAGAAGUUAUGUUUCUAAAAAAAAAGUUUAGAUAUUGUCCAGAUCUGGGUUUUUAUCUCAUACUUCAAACAAUAAAUGAGCUGUUGAAAUAUAAUACUUUUUUUUUUUUAAAGAGAACUGAAUGAAUCUUUACUAAAAAAUAUUUGUUAAACAUGAGUAUAUUUUUAUUUUAUCAACUUUUAAUGUAAUUAAAUCUAUUUUUAAUUAUUUUAGAUGUACUUAGAAUCCUUAUCAAUUACAAAAAUAAAAUUUGGAAUAGUUUUGUUACAGUAAAAUGUUUUACCAUAGAA